GCGUGAUUUUUGUUUUGUUGCAAAUGCAAAUAAAAUUACAAGCUUGGAAUUGGAAGCUUGAUUUUGGCUUACUCUUUAAAGCAAUAGAGUAGGAUUAGAUUUUACUGCAACUUUAUAAGAGUUUAAUUUAAUCAAAAUGGUGAAGCUAACUAAUGAAUUAAUACAGAAUUCAAUGCAGUAUAUCAACCCGUGUCGAGACCGAGAGCUGGAUCUUAGAGGUUACAAAAUACCACAAAUAGAAAAUCUAGGUGCAACUUUGGAUCAAUUUGACACAAUAGAUUUAUCUGAUAAUGACAUCAGAAAGGUAGAUGGAUUCCCAUUAUUAAAAAGGCUGAAGACUCUGUUCUUUAACAAUAAUAGGAUUGUGCGCAUAAGUGAGGACCUGGAGCAGUACAUACCUAAUAUAGAGGUUCUAAUUUUUACCAACAACAAUAUAACAGAACUUGGUGACCUGGACCCACUGGCCACACUUCCUAAACUAAGGACUCUUUCUUUGAUGCACAACCCGGUGGCCAAUAAACAACACUAUAGAGCAUAUGUGGCAUUUAAACUACCAGAGCUAAGAUUGUUGGAUUUUAGAAAAAUCAAACAGAAAGAGAGAGAUGAGGCCAAUGCACUAUUCAAAAGCAAAAAAGGGAAGGAAAUUCAAAAGGAAAUUUCAAGGAAAGCAAAAACUUUUGUGCCUGGAGGAAAUAUGCCUGAUCCCAAAGUUACAAAUCUUACACCUCAAGAGAUCCACAAAAUCAGAGAGGCCAUUAAGAAUGCUUCUUCUCUACAAGAGGUAGAACGUCUGACGAGAAUGUUGCAGUCUGGCCAAAUACCUGGACAGAAACCUUUGCAACCACAGUCACAGACAAAUGGACAACAAGCUGAGUAUGAGGAGAUGGAAACCGAUGAAACAAACGGUCAAUAGAUCCAAGAAAGGUUUGCAUGUCUUUAGCUGUAAGAACAGAAAACUACACUGGCCAGCGAUGUGAAUAUUUUACAUGCUGUUUUGUAUUACAAAGAUAAUUAAAUAUAA
Bicyclus anynana (squinting bush brown) is the source of this 1021-nucleotide messenger RNA. It is a transcript of the gene U2A, whose product is annotated as U2 small nuclear ribonucleoprotein A'. Gene Ontology annotation, biological process: mRNA splicing, via spliceosome. The coding region runs from base 137 to 913 and encodes 258 amino acids. The transcript is spliced from 6 exons. Lineage: Eukaryota; Metazoa; Arthropoda; Insecta; Lepidoptera; Nymphalidae. Gene Ontology annotation, cellular component: U2 snRNP. Gene Ontology annotation, molecular function: protein binding; U2 snRNA binding. The record is from RefSeq and is a predicted model, not a curated record.